Adineta steineri is the source of this 3303-nucleotide messenger RNA. NCBI's taxonomy places the organism in Eukaryota, Metazoa, Rotifera, Eurotatoria, Adinetida, Adinetidae. The record is from the annotation of a GenBank genome assembly.
AUGACACCUGGCAUAAUUCAUGAACCUCAUCAAUUCCCUUCAUACAAAUUUGAAGAUUCAAAUAAGUGUAUUAUUUUAAAACUUUAUGCAAAUGGAGCAAUUGAACAAAAAGAUGUUGAUAUCAAUUGUAUAUCAGAUUGUCUAGAAGUUGCUACACCAAAUGGACAAAGUUGGAAAUUUGACUUAUAUGCACACAUCUAUUCCGAACAGACGGAAGUAACAGCUAAAAUAAAUGAAAAUAGAACACAAACUAUAAUUGAACUUCGUUUAUUUAAACAAGAAAGAGACAUACCAUGGCCACAACUUCAUAGUCGUCAAUCAAUUCCAACAAUAAUCGAAGGAUCUGAUUCAAAUAUAGAUAUGAAAGAAGACGAAAUACAUUCCUCUAUUGAAGAAGAACCACCUUAUGAUUUAUCAAUAAAAAAAAUACCAUCUAGUUUUCAAGAAACAUAUGAUAAUAGAGUUAUAGUACACUUUUCGAUAAGAGACGUAUAUAAUUGUCAUGUACAAUUUACGGAAACAAAUUUUACCGUUACCUUUCAUACAAAAGAUGAGAAUUUUCAUCAACUUCAUUCUAUAUCACCCACGGUGCCAAUUAAAUUAGUUGUUCGUGUUAAAGGACGUAUUAAUUCUGAACAAUGUCAUUAUAAAAUUACACCGGUGCAUAUUGAAAUUUAUCUUAUUAAAGAUAGUGAACAUCAAACAAAAUGGUAUCAACUUGAACCAAAUGAAUAUUCCGAUAUCAAUAAUUCACAUGCAACAUCAUCAGCAGUAUUGGGUCAUCCACGAUCAGAAACAGAUGAAGGUGGAUAUAAUAGAAUAACCCGAGUUACUGGUAAACUACCAGCCUUAACGAUGGAUCGAGUGUCAGAUAAUUUUCCUACUGGAUCAUCAUUUUAUCAAAAAGAUAUAACACAAUCACCAAGUGUAACAUCAUCCAUCGGUUAUACUGGAAUAUAUAAUCCGGCGAAUUCAUGUUUUAUGAAUGCUGCUCUACAGUGUUUAUCAAAUACACGUGAAUUACGAGAUUAUUUCUUAAAAUCAUAUUAUUGUGUUGAACUAAAUCGAACAAAUCCACUUGGUAUGAAAGGUAUAAUGGCAGAAGAAUUUGCUACUGUUAUAAAAAAUCUUUGGAGUGGAACAUAUAAUCAUAUCAAUGCAAAUCGAUUGAGAGAUUAUGUAGCUAAAAGACAUCAAGAAUUUGUUGGUAAUGGACAACAUGAUGCACAAGAAUUAUUAACAAUUUUAUUAGAUGCUAUUCAUGAGGAUCUUAAUCGAGUUCAGAGUAAACCUCAAGUACCACCUAUUGAAGAUGAAAAUCGUCCUGAUUAUGUUCUUGCUGAUGAAUAUUGGCGUGGUUAUUUAUCUCGUAAUGAUUCAUUAAUUGUAGAAUUAUUUACUGGACAAUUUAAAUCGAAAACAAAAUGCCCACAAUGUCUUAAAGAAUCAGUUACAUUUGAUCCAUUUACAUCACUUUCUGUACCGUUACCAAAACGUAUAGCUGUUGAUACAAUUGUAAUAUUCCGAAAUGAUGAAAAAUCACCAACUAAGUAUCGUACUAUUAUGUCAGCAGAUGGAUCAAUGACAGAAUUUAAACGUCUUUUAUCUGAUAAAUGUGGUUUAUCAACUGCUAAAAUGUUAGCAUAUAAACUUCAAGGAAAUCGUAAUAUAGAAUAUCUUAAAGAUGACGAUCGAAUUACAAGUAGUACUUGUUCAUGGAAUACUUUUGAUAUUAUUUAUAUAGCUGAAGUAUUAACAAGUGCUGACUGUGAUAAUGAAACAAUUCAUACAUUAACUUUUUUUCAACGUAUUUUUAAAAUACCUGAUUAUAUAUCAUCAUGUGCUUAUUGCCAAGCAUUACCAAAUCCACAUAGUACACCAAAGUUUUGUAAAAACUGUUAUCAAGUAUCAUAUUGUGACGAACAAUGUUUAGAUUUUCAUAAAUCUGAUCAUCGAAAUAUGUGUGAAUAUCGUUCAAAAGAUAAUUCUGAAAAUAUUGGUAAUCCAUUUAUUAUUUCAUUACCAGAAUCAAAAUUAACAUAUGAAAAUGUAUUUGAACAAAUUAAUAUUCACGCUAAGCGAUAUGUAGAUAUUCAUAUAGAUCGUUCAAAACGAACUCAACAAUCAUUUGGAUAUAAUCGAGGUUUUGAUGGUUAUGAUAGAGUUACCGAUGAUGAUGAUGAGGAAGACAGCUUUAGUGAUAUUGAAAAUGUUGAUUGGAUAACGAUAAAAAAGACACUUUCAUCAUCUGAUUCUUGGUCAAUAUGUCGUAUUGGUGAUUAUUUAGUAAAGACAAAUAAAAAUAAACGACGUCAUAAUCAAGAAAAAGAUCGAAAAGAUAAAAUACUCAAAAAUAUAUCUACAAAUGAAAAUAAUGAUGAAGAACCAAUGAUUGUCAAUGGUGAUAGUGAGAGUAUUGGUAGUAGUGAAGAUUUUGAUAUGUUAGAUGAUAUAUAUGGUAGUCAACCAUUAUUUCGAAUCAUGCCUCGACCAAUUGAUAAUCAAAAUAAUAACGUAGAACCAAUUGUUGAACCUGGUGACGAUGCUAAUAAUGUUUUACGUGGUCAUACAACAUUUUCAAUUGAUUGGUAUACUGAUAAUAAAAUAGAUGCACCAUUACGUGUUACACCAUCAAUACAUCGUAUGGGAAUUAAUGAUCUCAUUGAAGAUGCUAGUGUUUUUAAUUCUCUUAGUGGAGAUCAAGAGAUUACACUUCAACAAUGUUUACAAUUAUUUAUUGAACCAGAAGUAUUAGGUGCUGAUGAUAAAUGGUAUUGUCCUCAUUGUAAAGAGCAUAUUCAAGCUGAAAAGAAAAUGUCUGUUUGGCGUUUACCACCUAUACUUAUUAUACAUCUUAAACGAUUCAAAUAUAAUCAUUGUUCAUCAUCACUUGGUGGUUAUAUGUCUAGUUCACGAGAAAAACUUGAUACAACUGUUAAAUAUCCAGUUCAUAACCUUAAUAUGGGUCCAUAUUGUUCAUCAAUACCAGAAGAAAAUCCCGAAUCUAAUGAUUUAUCACAAUCUCGUUAUGAUCUUUAUGGAAUUGUUAAUCAUCGUGGUAGUGCAUGGUUUGGACAUUAUACAUCCUACGCAAGACUUUUAGCGAAUAAUGAUUCAGCAAAAACAGAGAUUGGUUGGCGUAAUUUUGAUGAUGAACGUGUUUCAUCACUUACAAAUGUUAAAGAUCUCGUACGAUCUGAUGCUUAUGUUCUUUUUUAUCGUCAUCGUAGUUUAUCAGUUGAUUUCAGUGUACAAGAACAAAUCCAACGUGCAUUAGCAGAAUCAUCAAAUAUGUAUGAAUGA